Brugia pahangi is the source of this 471-nucleotide messenger RNA. The record is from the annotation of a GenBank genome assembly. Lineage: Eukaryota; Metazoa; Nematoda; Chromadorea; Rhabditida; Onchocercidae.
AUGGGUCUACUGCUGCUACAACUAUUUAUCCUCGUUUGCAUGAUACUAACAGGAAGGAAAGCAACAAAAUGUUUCUCGAAUCAGUUUGAUAAGAUUCAGGAAGAAAACUGUGGGCCAGCUGGAUUCUGCUUCAUCAUGAGAAAGGACAGUUCAUUCAGAAAAGGCAACUUCACGGUGCGAGGCUGUGAUCACACCUUCCUCUGCGAGAUGAUUAGUGAAACAGAAGGCGUAGAGAAAGUUACCUUUACUAAAGGAAUAAUAAACUACUGUAUGAGUAAUGUUCAGUAUAUGAACUUUUUCGGUUAUUUUUGCUGCUGUUAUGGAGAUGAUUGGUGUAACAAGAAUUCCAAAGUGGAAGAAAUAUCGGAAGAACACAUUUUGAAGGAUUUAAUUCAAGGCAUAUCAACUGGAGAGAAGUGGCAGAGAUUGCAGGAAAUAGCUGAAAAAUACGAUGUCAUCGUCUCGACAUAG